AUGCUUCUUCUUGUCUGGUACCCAGUCUUGGCCAUUGGAGCCUUUCUGGGAAUUAUCCUUAUACAUGCCUUGCGACAAAAGCUCUUUCGAAAGGCGGGAGAGCCUCCUCUCAUCUUCCACUGGCUUCCCUUCAUCGGCAAUGCUGUGUCGUAUGGCCUAGAUCCGUGUAACUUCUUCAUGAAGUGUCGAGAGAAGCACGGCGACGUCUUCACCUUUGUCCUCUUUGGCCGCAAGAUUGUCUGCUGUCUCGGAGUCGAAGGCAACGACUUUGUCCUCAACAGCCGACUCCAAGACGCCAACGCCGAAGAGAUCUACGGUCCCCUCACGAUCCCCGUCUUCGGUAGCGAUGUCGUAUACGAUUGCCCCAACUCCAAGUUUAUGGAGCAAAAGAAAUUUGUCAAAUUUGGCCUCACGCAAAAGGCUCUCGAGUCCCACGUCCAGCUUAUCGAACGCGAAGUCCUCGACUAUAUACAUGCUGUGCCGGCCUUCUCUGGAAGCGAGGGUACUGUCGACAUUUCCAACGCCAUGGCUGAGAUUACAAUUUUUACCGCUGCUCGAUCGCUACAAGGGGAAGAAGUCAGGAGGAAGCUCACGGCAGAGUUUGCUGCUUUGUAUCAUGACCUUGAUCUUGGCUUCAAGCCCGUCAAUUUUCUCUUCCCCUGGGCUCCUCUACCUCAUAACCGAAAACGAGACGCUGCUCAUGCCAAGAUGAGGGAUAUCUACAUGGACAUUAUCAAUAAGCGAAGAGCGGAAGGGGGUGAUCUGGGAGAGUACUCCGACAUGAUUGCCAACUUGAUGGGUUGCACCUACAAAAACGGACAACCGGUUCCUGACAAAGAGAUUGCUCACAUGAUGAUUACUCUUCUUAUGGCAGGUCAACACUCGUCUUCUUCGGCUAGCUCCUGGAUCAUGUUCCGUCUUGCUUCACGUCCUGAUAUUGCCGAAGAGCUGUACCAGGAGCAACUCACCCACCUGAGUGUCGACGGUUAUCUUCCGCCUCUUCAACAUUCGGACCUCGACAAGCUCACCCUUCUCCAAAAUGUGGUCAAAGAAACCCUUCGAGUUCACUCCUCUAUCCACUCUAUCCUCCGCAAGGUCAAGACACCCAUGCAGGCACCAGGCACCCAGUACACCAUCACCACAGACAAGGUCAUCCUAGCUUCACCUACCGUGACAGCUCUUAGCGAAGAGUACUUCUCCAACGCUAGAACAUGGGACCCUCAUCGAUGGGACAACAAGGAAAAGGAGGAAGUUGCUGGAGAUGAUGUGGUGGACUAUGGCUACGGAAAGGUAUCCAAGGGAACAAAGAGCCCAUAUCUGCCCUUUGGAGCUGGUCGACAUCGCUGCAUUGGAGAGAAGUUUGCCUAUGUCAAUCUUGGAGUUAUUGUUGCCACUAUGGUGCGCAACUUUAAGUUGUCUACGAUGGAUGGGAAAUCAGGGGUUCCGGCAACUGACUACAACUCUCUCUUCUCUAGGCCGGUACAACCUGCCUAUAUCCGAUGGGAGCGACGCAAGGCAUGA
Messenger RNA from Fusarium vanettenii 77-13-4, 1521 nucleotides. RefSeq lists its product as uncharacterized. Bases 1 to 1521 code for a protein of 506 amino acids. The transcript has 2 exons. Gene Ontology annotation, biological process: ergosterol biosynthetic process. NCBI's taxonomy places the organism in Eukaryota, Fungi, Ascomycota, Sordariomycetes, Hypocreales, Nectriaceae. The record is from RefSeq and is a predicted model, not a curated record. Gene Ontology annotation, molecular function: oxidoreductase activity, acting on paired donors, with incorporation or reduction of molecular oxygen; iron ion binding; monooxygenase activity.